Messenger RNA from Echinops telfairi (small Madagascar hedgehog), 606 nucleotides. RefSeq names its product microtubule-associated proteins 1A/1B light chain 3C-like. The record is from RefSeq and is a predicted model, not a curated record. The transcript has 4 exons. Gene Ontology annotation, cellular component: autophagosome membrane; autophagosome; cytosol. Bases 1 to 606 code for a protein of 201 amino acids. Gene Ontology annotation, biological process: cellular response to nitrogen starvation; macroautophagy; autophagy of mitochondrion. Gene Ontology annotation, molecular function: ubiquitin protein ligase binding. Lineage: Eukaryota; Metazoa; Chordata; Mammalia; Afrosoricida; Tenrecidae.
AUGGUCUCUCACAUUCCAGCAGAGCCCGAGGAAAUUGGUGCUUUGAGAGCAAAGGAAGUCUCUCUGAAGAAGGACAUUAAAAAUUAUGAUUUGAAGGAUAAGGCAGAUAUCUCCCAUGAAGAAGUUGUUGGUCUUGUAAAAGUCUAUCAGGUGAUCUCCAGCUUUGUGUUCAUCACCGAAACGAUAUUUUCCAACUACUGCUCCUUCCUACUGUUUAGAGGAGGUAUCGGAGCCAAGGCUAUAUCCCAGCGCGAGGCCCUCGGACCGGCCUUUCAAGCAGCAGUGGUGCAGCAGAUCCGCGACCAGCUCCCCAGCAAGAUCCCGGUGAUCAUCGGAUGCUACAAGCGGGAGAAGCAGCUGCCAGUCCCGGAUAAGACCAAGUUCCUGGUCCCAGACCACGUCAACACGAGCAAGCUGGUCCAGAUCAUCCGGCGCCGCCUGCAGCUGAGCGCCACGCAGGCUUUCUUCCUGCUCGUGAACCAGCACAGCACGGUCAGCGUGUCCACGCCCAUCGCCCACAUCUAUGAUCCGGAGACGAACGAGGAUGGUUGCCUCUAUAUGGUCUACGCCUCCCAGGAAACCCUCCGGCUUCUGAGCCAGCACUAG